Pleurotus ostreatus (oyster mushroom) is the source of this 1059-nucleotide messenger RNA. RefSeq names its product tetrahydrofolate synthase. Gene Ontology annotation, biological process: tetrahydrofolate interconversion. Gene Ontology annotation, cellular component: cytosol. Gene Ontology annotation, molecular function: methylenetetrahydrofolate dehydrogenase (NADP+) activity; methenyltetrahydrofolate cyclohydrolase activity. Lineage: Eukaryota; Fungi; Basidiomycota; Agaricomycetes; Agaricales; Pleurotaceae. Bases 1 to 1059 code for a protein of 352 amino acids. The transcript is spliced from 5 exons. The record is from RefSeq and is a predicted model, not a curated record.
AUGCGGGUACGAGCCUGUACGAGCGCGCCCCUGCAGCUGGGCAGGCGGACGCUGGACUGCGACAAUGCGAAGAGGAUGCGACAAUGCGACGAUGCGAAGGGGAUGAAGGGGAUGGGCAUGAAGGGGAUGGGGAUACAAACGAAGGGAUACGGGGGAUACGAACGAAGGGAUAUGGGAAGGGAUGUGGGGAUACGAAUGGAAUGGAAUGGAGGCAGUGGGUGGGGUGUAAUGACUGAAAUUUUGGUGAGAUGCGUCGCUGGCAGGUCCUCUAUAUCAACCCCGUCCCUUCCUGACAUCCACUCUCACCACGCCAACCUCUAUGCCUUCUUCGCAUUGACGGCGACACUCCUUUACUUAUGCGUGGUCACUGGAACCGCAUUUUCGCCCCUUUACGGUUUUAUACUGUCAUGCCCAACGACGGCUACCAUCUUGGACGGCAACGCAAUUGCAAAAUCAAUACGCGAUGAAGUCGGAGGCCGUAUCAGGUCCAUUCAAAGCACGUUCCCUCGAUUCAGGCCUCAACUCGCGGUCGUGCAGGCCGGCGCUCGCCCUGAUUCCUCGACGUAUGUUCGUAUGAAAGCGAAGGCUGCAGAGGAAGUUGGUAUCUCCUUCAAUCAUGUGUCCGUGCCGGCGGAAUCCACCAUGGAAGAAAUCGUCGAAAUCGUCCAGAAACUCAACGCCAACGAAGCGAUCAGUGGUAUUUUGGGUGAGCGUACCGUUACGGAAUCCAUUAGUCCGGAGAAGGAUGUUGACGGUUUUCAUGCGUACAACAUCGGCCACCUCUCAUCCAAGGCUUCUGAUCCGUUGUUCUCACCUUGCACUCCCGCGGCUGUGAUAAGAUUACUCGAGGAGACAGGGAAAUUGUUGCCCGGCGCACAUGCUGUAGUCCUCGGUCGUAGCGAUAUCGUCGGCAGCCCAGUUGCAUCCAUGCUUCGCAACAAGGACGCCACAGUGACCCAAUGCCACAGCCGUACCAAAGACAUUGAAGGCAUCGUCAAGACCGCGGACGUUGUCGUCGCUGCAAUCGGUCGGGCACGACAUCAGGAGAGGAGAGGAUAA